UUGUUUCUCUAGCCUAUCAUUAUUUUUUAGGACAAGGUGAGAAAUAUUGGUCAGCAGCACAGAUUGAUUUUUUUUUUUUCUAAUUGAAAAACCGAGUGCGCGCGUAUGAACGCGCGUGUAUGUGGUGAAGAUGUUUUGCGAAACUUUUUUAAGGAUGAUAUACCUUGGAUGUUUCCUGUUUCUUUGUGGGUUUACGCAUGCCAUACCAAGUUAUCCUAUCUGGUGGUCCCUAGCGGUGGGCCACCAGUACUCGUCCCUGGGCUCCCAGCCCAUCCUGUGUGGCUCCAUCCCUGGCCUGGUGCCCAAACAGCUGCGAUUCUGCCGAAACUACGUGGAGAUCAUGCCUAGUGUGGCCGAGGGGGUGAAGAUCGGCAUCCAGGAGUGCCAGCACCAAUUCAGGGGCCGCCGCUGGAACUGUACCACCAUCAACGACAAGGCCAUCUUUGGACCAGUGCUUGACAAAGCCACCCGGGAGUCAGCAUUCGUUCAUGCCAUUGCCUCAGCGGGGGUGGCGUUCGCAGUGACGCGGUCCUGCGCCGAGGGCUCAGCCACCAUCUGUGGUUGUGACACACUCCACAAGGGCCCACCUGGCGAGGGCUGGAAGUGGGGCGGAUGCAGCGAGGAUGUGGAUUUCGGCAGCAUGGUGUCCAGGGAGUUUGCAGACGCCCGUGAGAACCGGCCCGAUGCGCGCUCCGCCAUGAACCGCCAAAACAACGAGGCGGGACGAACGUCUCUGAACGACAACAUGUUCCUGAAGUGUAAGUGCCAUGGCUUGUCAGGCAGCUGUGAGGUGAAGACGUGCUGGUGGUCCCAGCCUGACUUCAGAGUUAUCGGAGACUACAUGAAGGACAAGUACGACAGUGCAUCAGAGAUGGUGGUGGAGAAGCACAAGGAGUCCCGCGGCUGGGUGGAGACUUUGAGACCCAAGUUCACCUUCUUCAAACCGCCCACGGAGCGAGACCUGGUCUACUACGAGAGCUCGCCCAACUUCUGCGAGCCCAACCCAGAGACAGGCUCUUUCGGGACGCGCGACCGUGCCUGUAACCUGACAUCACAUGGCAUCGACGGCUGCGACCUGCUGUGCUGCGGCCGGGGACACAACACCCAGGCGGAGAAACGGAAGGAGAAGUGCCACUGCAUCUUCCACUGGUGCUGCUACGUCAGCUGCCAAGAGUGUGUUCGAGUCUAUGAUGUUCACACCUGCAAAUAGAUAGGGCCUUUGGGACCGCUCUUUCUGCACCUCACCAAAUGUAUUUUUUUAAAUACUUCAACGUAUAACAGAGGAAGCUACUGUACGAGCGAGGCUCAGAGAACUUGAGAGGCUUUGAUUGGACUUUGAUCAAACAUUAGUUGACUUGUCUGUGGAUUCAGCUACAGUACAGUCACCUAAUAGGCAACCGAGAUGGCGGCCUGUCAUGUGAUGCAGUGGUGUCAGCCGCUCUUAGAAUGCUGAGGUAGUUCUAGAAUACAGAGGUGGACUCAUGGAGGCUCUAUUCAGAAAAUCAACAUGGUUAUGUUGAUGUUGAUGACCACCAUUUCAUCGAUAGAGGCAAAAGAGGAGACCAUUACAGAGUGAACUAUGAGUAGCCAAGGAGUGACUUUCAGUGACUUCCAGAAAGGUGUUUCAAGGCCUUGGUGUCCUUCCUGACACAACAAAAGAAAACUGUAGGUUGUAUAUGGCUACAUAAACUGUACUGUUGACAAGCACCAUGUUGGUGAAAAGUCUGUAUUCUCUAUGUAGACUCCUUCAUGUAUAGCAGAACAGCACUGUCUAAACCUUUAGGACACCACACAAUCUAUUUUUCUAAAUAUUAAGUGGCACUCUGCUCUGCUUAUGAGUUUUAUAUAUCUACAAAAAAAGAACAGCAUUUCUGAGCUAUGUUCACAACUUUGUAUGACCAUGGUGCACUCAAAAGCACACAUUCUACUCGAUAUUUGCAGUAUGUAAGUGGUAACUAACUUUUCAACUGUUUUAUGAUACAUAUAGUGUUAACAUGUUACUAAUGUUGGGAUUAGAAUGCACUUGCACCUAAGUGAAUGUAGUUUUUACAUUCCCAUGUAUUCGCAAAUCCUGUCUUUUUUAGUCUGUGGUAUGAAGUAGGAUUACUCUGAUCACAAAAAGCACAUGAGCACAAAUCAACCAAAUCAAACAGGUUUGAAAAUAAUUUAUGUUUAUCCCUAUACAAUCUUCUAUCAAUGUCUCGUUGGGAACCCUGCUACAACUGCAAGCUCUUUGAAGAAAGUUUCCAAGAGUUGGCCAUAGAACGAUAGAUGAUAAAAAACAAAGUUUAGCCCAAAGACAAAUUACUUUCAGCUGGAGGAGGAUGAGGUGGUCAGAGAGUCUAAAGUGAGUUUGAAAGUUCAGCACUUGUGUCUAAUUGAAGAGAAUAAAGCUUGUUCUACUCGUUUUUAUCAGUGUUAGUAACCGUUCAGCAGAACACAGUAUGUGUAUCAUCACGUGUCCCGGUGCAGACAGACCCAUGCUAUUUAGUGUUUGAAAAUGAAAGUAUGUGAAAGAGACUGGCCCACUAGUGUAAUUCUGUAUUCAUUAUGCCCAUGAAUGCAUGUAUGCAAUCUUACUGUUUCCUAUCUGUAAGCUAUUACUAACUGUAAUCUGAAAUGCUUCUCAGAGUAUACUUCGUACUUCGUACAGUAUGUUAUGAACAGCAAUCUGAUGUCAAGUGGUAACCCAGCUGUAGUUUCUGUAAAACGAUGACCAAAAUCUGUGUAUCAGAUUCUGAUUCCUGGCUUAUAGAUGUGGGUUCUUAAUUUGAUCACCCUGUUUCAGGAGAACCUUCCUGCAAUACAGGACAUUUCAAACGUGUAGUGUAUUUAAGGUUUAAAAAGGCUUCGGAAGUUUGUAAUUUCCACUUUGAAAUGAGAUUUUCCCAUACAAAAAAUGUAUCAACCACUACAAAAAUGUCCAUUAAUUAUAAUCCACAUAAUAAUUCACAAACUGGUUCAAAUUAAGAUCCUACAUCUGUUUUCUUUCUCCUCCAACCUUACAAACUGCAGCAUAACUGAAACUAUCAAGACUUCCCCUUUGUAUGCUGCUAAUUAUACAUGUAUGUAUUUAUGUAUGUAUGUAUGUAUGUAUGUAUGCGUGUAUGUACACUACAUGACCAAUAGUAUGUGGACACCUGCUCGUCAAACAUCUCAUUACAAGUUCAUGGGCAUUAACCCUUUAGAGUCCAAGCCCUGUCUAAGCCGGGGGAUAUAUGUAAUUGUUUUAAGAAGGUCGUACCAAGGAUCAUUUAGCUAUUUGAUUUUGAAUUUUAAAACCCCUUGAAGUAUCCAAAAAAUAUAUUAAACAAAUAUUUGAUGAAAAUUUAUUUUUGACCUUACUGCUAUUAGCCCAUACAAAUGCGUUGAAUAACAGAUUCACUACAUGGAACAACAGAUAGUCCCCCAAAAAUAUCAAAAGGAGGAUUGUUUUGAAGUGUCUCUCCUAUAUCUGAGAGAAAUCAGAAAUAUCAGGAAACAUUUGUUAUUCUUUUUUACUUAACCACUUAUUUUUGGCACUAAACAGUCUAAGCCCUGUCUAAGCCAGGGGAAGGGGGUUCUACUAAACUAUAUGGAAUUGUUUUAAGGUCAUACCAAGGAUCAUUUAGCUAUUUGAUUUUGAAGUGUAAGACCCAUUGAAGUAUAUAUAUAUGAAAGAAAAUAUGUAUAUAUAGGGGCCUCCCGAGUGGCACAGUGGUCUAAGGCACAAUGUUGUGGUGUCACUACAGCCUGGGGUUCAAUCCCAGUGUCACAACCAGCCGUGACCAGGAGUCCAAUAGGACGGUGCACAAUAUGCCCAGCGUUGUCCAGUUUAGGGGAGGGUUUGGCCGGGGGGCUUUACUUGCUACAACUUAUCGUGCUCUAGUGACUCCUUGUGGCAGGCCAGGCACCUGCAGGCUGACAGUGGUCAUCUGUUGAAUGGUGUUUCCUCUGACACAUUAGUGCAGCUGGCUUCUGGGUUAAGCAAGCGGGUGUUAAGAAGUGUGGCAUGGUGGGUCAUGUUUCAGAGGACUCAACCUUCACCUCUCCCAAGCCCGUUGCAGAGAUGAGACAAGAUCCUAAUCACAAAAUCGGGGAGAAAAAAGGGGGUAAAAAUUACAAUAAAAAUAUAUAUUUGAUUAAAAUGCAUUUUUGACCUUACUGCUAUUAGCCCAUACAAAUGCAUUGUAAGGGGGUUUAUUGUCAUGCUGGAACAUGCCUUCCCUAAACUGUUGCCACAAAGUUGGAAGCACAGAAUCGUCUAGAAUGCCAUUGUAUGCUGUAGCAUUAAGAUUUCCUUUCACUGGAACUAAGUGGCGUAGCCAAAACAAUGAAAAACAGCCCCAGACCAUUAUUCCUCCUCCACCAAGCUUUACAGUUGGCACUAUGCAUUUGGGCAGGUAGCGUUCUCCUAGCAUCCGCCAAACCCAGAUUCGACCGUCGGACUGCCAGAUGGUGAAGUGGGAUUCAUUCCUUCAAAGAACGUGUUUUCACUGCUCCAGAGUCCAAUGGCACCGAGCUUUACACCACUCCAGCCGACGCUUGUUUUUGCAUAUGGUGAUCUUAGGCUUGUGUGCGGCUGCUCGCCCAUGGAAACCCAUUUCAUUAAGCUCCCUGGUGAACAGUUCUUGUGCUAACGUUGCUUCCAGAGGCAGUUUGGAACUCGGUAGUGAGUGUUGUAACCGAGGAGAGGUGAUUGUUACCCAUUAUGCGCUUCAGCACUUGGCUUCAUCACUCGGCCGUCCCGUUCUGUGAGCUUGUGGCCUCCCACUUCUUGGCUGAACUGUUGUUGCUCCUAGACAUUCCCAUUUCACAAUAACAGCUUUUACAGUUGACUGGGGCAACUCUAGCAGGGCAGAAAUGUGAUGAACUGAAUUGUUGGAAAGGUUGCAUCCUAUGACGGUGCCACAUUUAAAGUCACUGAGCUCUUCAGUAAGACCAUUCUACUGCCAAUGUUUGUCUAUGCAGAUUGCAUGGCUGUGUGCUCGAUUUUAUACACCUGUCGGCAACGGGUGUGGCUGCAAUAGCCAAAUCCACUCAUUUGAAGGGGUGUUCCACAUACUUUUGUAUAUAUAGUGUAUGUAUGUAUGUACUGUAUGUUAGUUAUUCUUCUUUCUAUGAAAGACAGCGUUUAGAUGUAGGUUGAACAAAAAUGUGAAGUUUUCUACUAAUUCAUUUUGCAUAUAGACUGGAUAGACAUGUACAUGAAUGUUAACCAAAUAGACAUAUUUUGAUAAGUAUUGUUUGUUAGUCUGUGUUUCGGUUGGGGAAUCAUGUAUUCACUGGUCCAACUGUGGACUAAAAGUUAUGUAGAGCUUCAGCUUAGAUGAGCUACUGAUUGCUUGAACAAAUAUGAAACCUAUAUCACUUACUGCAUAUCAGUACACCUAUGUUAUAUGUGAGAUCAAAUAUAACAUAAUAUUCAUACCUUUGCAGAACAAAAAUGCGACUACUGAACCUCGAAUCAAGAGUUAUGAAUUCCAUAAGGAGCGAAGAACUUCAGCAAUAAUUUUGUUGGUUCAGAAGCUCUUGGGAAAUAGGAAAGGUUGAUGGUUGAUUAAAUAGUAAACUAUGUAUUUUCCUGUCAGGCAUGUGUAUCUCUUACCAUGUUCAUCUUCCAUAGACAUCCAUAGACGUAAAAUGCAUUCCUCAUACAAUGACUGCCACUAUGCUGUAUAAAUGAAAGCCCCAGAAUGACACAAUCAUGUUUCACAUGAGAUUACUUUUUGACUAUGAUAAACUACUGAGCAACCAUUUUCGAUACAAUCUGUGCUUUUCUGCAUUUAUAUUUCAGUUCAUGUUUUGUUUGUUUGUUUGUCUGUCUGUCUGUGUAGACAAUUUGCUGACGUUCAAAAAAAUGUGUUAUGGUCUUUAAAUCCAAAGUUUUGUACAAAUUUGUUAUUUGCAAUUAUGUAUUUCUAAAGUCUGAUGUUUUUGUAAUGAUUAUUUAUUUUACCGUAACUGUAUAUAUUAGUAAGUAAGAGUAUAUAUUUUAGUUUCCGAGACAGUGUUGUUACUUUUAGCACUGUAACAGUUUUACCUCAAUGUCUGUUUUAUCACUGACUGUACACAGGAUACUGUCUGUAAUAGAUUGAUAGAUGUUAACUUUAGA
This is a messenger RNA of Oncorhynchus nerka (sockeye salmon), 6094 nucleotides long. It is a transcript of the gene wnt3a, whose product is annotated as wingless-type MMTV integration site family, member 3A. The transcript has 4 exons. Gene Ontology annotation, molecular function: frizzled binding; cytokine activity. Gene Ontology annotation, cellular component: extracellular region. The coding region runs from base 131 to 1210 and encodes 359 amino acids. NCBI's taxonomy places the organism in Eukaryota, Metazoa, Chordata, Actinopteri, Salmoniformes, Salmonidae. The record is from RefSeq and is a predicted model, not a curated record. Gene Ontology annotation, biological process: neuron differentiation; multicellular organism development; canonical Wnt signaling pathway.